Molecule: messenger RNA, 1762 nt
Organism: Fusarium verticillioides 7600
Lineage: Eukaryota; Fungi; Ascomycota; Sordariomycetes; Hypocreales; Nectriaceae
Exons: 3
Coding region: 90-1487 (465 amino acids)
Source: RefSeq, a predicted model, not a curated record
GAAGUUUUUCCGCGUGUUUACCUGAGGGCUUUCCUCGCGUUUUGACCCUUUUUCGUGCAGUCACUCGUUUAUCUGCCAUUCGUUUUGUGAUGUUGUUUCGCAGGGUGGUUCUGGCCGCGGUAGCGGUUGCUACAGCCUCUGCUGGGCCAUGCAAGCCUGUGAGUUCCAAGCCGUCUGUCUCUUCAUCCGCCGACACCAGCAUUCCUUCUACAACUGCUUCGGCUGAAGUCUCAGAUGCGACCCGUACUGCUACUUCAGGGUCUUCUGGUACAGAAGCAUCCACUUCUGUGACCAUCAGCUCUGAGACCGUCACGUCUGGGGGUUCCACCACGUUGGCUUCCCUGCUGUCCAGUUCUGGAUCUGAGGGUAUCACGACUGGUACUACCGACGUGGAUACAACGACUGAGCCUACUGCCGAGCCUACCAGCGUUGUCACCACUGAACCAUCGACAACUCAGCAUACUACGACCGAGGGCACAACCACUGAUACAACCGCUGCGCCAACAUCCACAUCCGAGUUCUGUUACGACAAUGCCUAUGUCAUCUCAAUGCUGGCUUUUGACCCAGUCGCCUCUCCCUUUUGUGUCAGCUACCUGUCCAUGACCACGCAUACCAUCACUGACUAUGCAACAUUCGAUCCUACAACGACCAAUACCGGGCCGUCGGAGGUUACAGUCACAUCGACACGAUCGAUCGAGACCAUUUCAUGCCUUGACACGGCUUACUCCUACGUUGCGCCAGUUCCUACUAUCGACGGAGGCAGUGCGCAACCAGCAAAGCGUGGCCAGGACGCAAUCGAGGUCCCUGAAGCGAUACCUUCCGACUGGACUGAGGCUCAAACCUCUGAUAUCUGCUCCUGUCUUGAUGUUGAAGAACCUACGGCACACGCAACCGUUACUGAGUACCCGACCGUCACAGCCUGGGUCGUCGAGACUACCUUUGCUGAUAGCAACGACAUCGCCUACCGACGGUUCGCCUGCCCUUUCGACGCCAACCUCUACGAUGAUGGUUUCGGAAUAAACUACUUCAAAGGCAAGCCCGUGUUAUCGUCAGGCAACGCGCAGAGCUUCCAAUUCGUCACCUGCGACAGUCUCACGCUCGGCAGCAGUGAUACUUUCGACGCCUCCCAGGCAGCACUCCUCUUCAAUGCAUAUUUCUACGCCAAAGAGACGGGAACCUAUACGUUCUCUAUUCCUAAUGACAUUGAUAACUGGGGUUACCUCUGGGUCAAUGACGCAGCGUAUACGUGGGAUUCCGGUGCGUGGGCUAUUGAGGGGACGCGAACUGGAGGUAAUCCUUCGCUGUGGAAGUCAGGAUCGUAUGAGGUUCAGUUGAACAAGGGUGAUGCUAUUCCGUUUACGUAUCUUUGGGCGAAUGGUGGUGGUUGUGGUGUAAGUGAUUUGACGGUGACGACGCCGAGUGGGAAGUCUAUUCCUGGUCUGGAGGGGUCGACUGUCCAGGCUUGCGAUCUGAACAAGUUCACUUAGGAUUGGUGAUUUUAAUUCUUUAUCUGUAUAUCUAUAUAACAGACUUACUCCUGUACUUACUCACACCUAAUUGACGUCUCUGGGUCUCCAGAUCGAUCGACGUGCAGUUAUAAUUAGAAAAGAAUUAGUUUACGAAGGCAAAAUGGCCGGAUGCCUGCUGGAUAUUAUGUAUUGUUUACAAUGUACAAUCGCAAGACACAAAAAGGAAUGGGAAGUGAAUCGUGAUAGCUACUAUAAGAAAUGGCCAUGAGGUAAAAUUAAUUAAGGAUGAAGCA